Clarias gariepinus (North African catfish) is the source of this 1834-nucleotide messenger RNA. It is a transcript of the gene cdc42l2, whose product is annotated as cell division cycle 42 like 2. The transcript has 6 exons. Lineage: Eukaryota; Metazoa; Chordata; Actinopteri; Siluriformes; Clariidae. The coding region runs from base 106 to 681 and encodes 191 amino acids. The record is from RefSeq and is a predicted model, not a curated record. Gene Ontology annotation, biological process: small GTPase-mediated signal transduction. Gene Ontology annotation, molecular function: GTP binding; GTPase activity.
GCGUGUUUGGGCGGCUACCGUAAAGAUUUCCUGGACGCUGGUUUCUCUAUUUCCUCUCUGUUUUAUAGCUCGUCGCAUAAACAGCUUUGAUAACCUAGUGCAACAAUGCAGACAAUUAAAUGUGUAGUAGUUGGUGAUGGUGCUGUGGGUAAAACCUGCCUCUUGAUUUCAUACACCACAAACAAGUUCCCAUCGGAGUACGUACCAACAGUGUUUGAUAACUAUGCUGUUACUGUAAUGAUUGGCGGCGAACCUUACACUCUUGGAUUAUUUGACACUGCAGGUCAGGAAGACUAUGAUCGGUUGCGACCCCUCAGCUAUCCCCAAACUGAUGUCUUCUUAGUUUGUUUCUCUGUAGUUUCACCAUCAUCCUUUGAAAAUGUCAAGGAAAAAUGGGUGCCUGAGAUUACUCAUCACUGUCCAAAGACUCCAUUCCUUUUGGUUGGAACUCAGAUUGACUUACGAGACGAUCCCUCAACCAUUGAGAAGCUUGCCAAGAACAAGCAGAAGCCUAUAACUCCAGAGACUGCCGAGAAACUUGCCAAGGAUUUAAAAGCAGUGAAAUACGUAGAAUGUUCUGCUUUAACACAAAAAGGGCUAAAGAAUGUGUUUGAUGAAGCCAUACUCGCUGCGCUGGAGCCGCCAGAGCCCAAGAAGAAGCCCAAAUGUGUUCUUUUAUGAGUUCAACUUUGCCAUAGGUCCUUUCAGGCAUAAACCGUCUCUAUGACCAUUUAUCUAUCUGGAUCUAAAUCAGUUCUAGUUUGCAUUGAGGAAAGGACUAACUAUAGCAACUAUUAUGCUUUUUCUGUCUUUUUUUGCCUUGAAUUGUCAUCUGAAUUAAGAAAAAUUAAUAGAAUAAGCGUAAGUUAAGAGAGAAAUUUGUCACAAAGGUUAUCUUAAUUUAAGGUUAUAUUUCAUUAGUAUAUUUAUCUCAAAUGGUAAUAAGAAGACAUCGUUACGGCUACCGAAGACUUUUAAAUUCAGUUAUUUAUUCCUGCUCAAUAUUGUGACAAUAUUAACCUGUUUAGUUUGCUGAAAUAGAUAAACACAAAAUCAUAAGAGUAACUAAUGAAUUUAAAACUAUUGAAAUGGUGUUAUUUUGUACAAAUUGUCAUGUAUCUGUAAAAUAUUAGGUUUUUUCUUUUCGACAGAAAACCAGGACAGUGUUAUUGCAUAUGAUUUCAUUUAGAGGCAUAACUGAUCUAUCAGAGCAUCCUUAACUGUUGGCUGUGCUGUAGCUCUAACUGCCGGACCUGAAGAAAAAUGGCUUAAUAGGCUAAAAAUACAAGCAACAGGUGAACCAAAGCUCGCUUUUUUCCUUAAAUCCAUUUGCUUUCAACUAGCCACAGCAUAGUUAAGUUAAUUACCCACUGAUACCAUUCUGUUUAUUUUUACCACAAAGGCUUGUUUAGCCAUACAAAAAGAAAAAAAAAAAAAAAAGUAAUUUGACAGUCACAUGUGGUUACACAAAACAAAACCUUCAUUCCAAAAUAUUUUAAAAAACAAACAAAACUAUUUACAUAAGUGUGAUGACCGAUUACAUUUGGAUUCAUUGCAGACCAGGUUGUACUUUUUACCUUAUGUAUUACAUUAUCAAUCCUAAAUUUAAUCUGAUAUUACAAAUGCCAGUUGUCCCUAAUAACCUUGUUUUAGUGUUUUUUCCAUCACCUGACUGAGUUUAUCAUAAUUGUGUGUGAAGUUGGUCUUUUGCCAUUCGAAUACAUUCUAGGUUUUGUUUUUUAAUAUAUAUUUUUAUAUGGUGGACUGUUUCGUUACAGAAAGUUAUCACAUGUGAAUAUUACCUCAAAAUAAACAUUUUCAAUGUUUAACACAA